AUAACCUCUUCAGCAUGUGAGUGUCACUUUGCAUAAGAACACAUGGAACGUUCCUUUACGGCAUCACGUUCUGUCGUUACGUCAGCUGGCCGAUCAGCGUUACGUCAGAGGGAACAGCAGAAGAACAAGAUGGAGGAGUAUGCCAGAGAACCAUGCCCCUGGAGGAUCGUGGACGAUUGUGGGGGAGCCUUCACCAUGGGAGCUAUUGGAGGAGGAAUAUUUCAGGCAGUGAAAGGCUUCAGAAAUUCACCCUCGGGAAUGAGCCACAGAAUGAGAGGUAGCAUGACUGCCAUCAAGACCAGAGCCCCACAGCUUGGAGGAAGCUUUGCAGUAUGGGGCGGCCUCUUCUCCAUGAUUGACUGUGGUUUAGUAAAAGUACGAGGGAAGGAGGAUCCCUGGAACUCAAUCACAAGUGGGGCCAUGACGGGAGCUAUCCUAGCUGCAAGAAACGGACCAGUAGCCAUGGUAGGCUCUGCAGCCAUGGGAGGUAUCCUGCUGGCAUUGAUAGAGGGUGCUGGAAUCUUGCUCACUAGGUUCGCCUCUUCACAGUUCCCCACUGGGCCCCAGUUUGCAGAGGAACCAGCUCCUGCUCCCAUGCCCUCACCUCCCUUUGGAGACUACAGACAAUACCAGUGAGAGGACUCCCCCACCUCUUAUCCUCUAGGCCUUUUUGAAUUCCUUGCUGAAGUUACAAAGAAGAAGAAGAAGAAGAAGAGAUGGAGAUGUAAAAUACCAUACAUCAAACAAUAGCAACUGCACCCAACUUUAUGGACUGUGUCAGAGAAGUGAAGGACAAAAUACAUCUUCAUUCUCCUUCUUACAGGAGCCAUGUACAGAUCUGCCUUUUGCCAUUCUCAGCCUUGUCUUGUGCAUCUGUUUCACCUUUACAUUGGUUAAAUUCGGACACGUGGUGAGAUUUGUUUGUUUGUGGGGACGAGGUGUGCUUUUCUGUUUUGUUCAUAAACAGUAUGUACUGCAUGUAGCCCAACAAGUGGGAGGUCAAGACUGACGAGCUCUGGACAGUGUUAAAACUCGCAAAAACACGUCACACAUGAAACAUCAUUAAUUAUAAGUAUGGUAUACUUAUGUGUAUAUACAGUAAAGGAUUUCUGCUUGUAUUCACUUUAGUCUUUAUUUGCCUUACAUUUUGUCCCCUGCUUGGGCUGGCCACUGACAUUUGGCUGGCCUUUUUCUUUCUAUUUGAUUUUAAUAAGGGUUAUGAAGGCAAACAACCAAUCAGACACCAUGCUAUUCCUGGUUUGUUUUAAAGUGAUUUAUUUAUUGUAGAUUGUAAAGAGUUGUACCAGAUUGUCCUAUUUUAUGUGACAGUGCUUUUACAUUCAACACAAAGGUGUGGAAAAAUGACAAAGGAUGGCUUAGGCAGUAAAAAUGAAUGGAGAAACUCGAGCAAGGGAUCGAUCCAUACUGUAUGAAAUCUGUAUGAUAGACUAUGGUACAAUAAAGAAAUAAGUUGUUAA
Sebastes umbrosus (honeycomb rockfish) is the source of this 1478-nucleotide messenger RNA. It is a transcript of the gene timm17a, whose product is annotated as translocase of inner mitochondrial membrane 17 homolog A (yeast). NCBI's taxonomy places the organism in Eukaryota, Metazoa, Chordata, Actinopteri, Perciformes, Sebastidae. Gene Ontology annotation, cellular component: mitochondrial inner membrane; TIM23 mitochondrial import inner membrane translocase complex. The transcript has 6 exons. Gene Ontology annotation, molecular function: transmembrane protein transporter activity. Gene Ontology annotation, biological process: protein import into mitochondrial matrix. The coding region runs from base 43 to 636 and encodes 197 amino acids. The record is from RefSeq and is a predicted model, not a curated record.